Molecule: messenger RNA, 1986 nt
Organism: Acipenser ruthenus (sterlet)
Lineage: Eukaryota; Metazoa; Chordata; Actinopteri; Acipenseriformes; Acipenseridae
Product: surfeit locus protein 4-like
Exons: 6
Coding region: 254-1072 (272 amino acids)
Biological process (GO): Golgi organization
Cellular component (GO): endoplasmic reticulum-Golgi intermediate compartment; endoplasmic reticulum; membrane
Source: RefSeq, a predicted model, not a curated record
AUUUGAGAAUAGGCUUAUAAUAUUGCAUGCAUGUUGUUUAAAAAUGUAAUAAAAAAUAAAUUAUAUAUAAAAAAAGUACUUGUAAUAUGAAAAUAAAAUCCGCCCUCUGCCCCCAGGAGCUGUCCUUCCACACGCCGUCCAGCAGAGGGCGCUCCGGACGCGGCGCUUUGGCGACGUGUCUCUGUUCGAUACGACCGCGGCUCACAAACUAACGGAGUGAGAGGCGAAGAGAGACGGACAGACCAAGCGAGACAUGUCGGGGAACACGGAGAAGCUGAUCGGGCUGGCGGAGGAAGUGGCCGAGAAGGUCCUGCGCAGUACGAAGCGCUUGCUGCCCCCGGUGGCUCGGCUGUGCCUCACCAGCACGUUCCUGGAGGACGGAGUGAUGCUGUGUCUGCGCUGGGAGGAGCAGAGGAGCUACAUGCAGUCAGUGUGGAGCUGCGGGGCUCUGAUCAGCGGGGCCGUGUUCCUCAUACUGCUCAUCGGACAGCUGGUGUGCUCCGCGCUGGUCCUGUGUCGGAAGUGGGUCUGCUGGGCCUGCACAGGACUGCUGGCCUCUCUGAUGCUGCAGUUGAUUGUCUACCAGCUGAUGUUUGAAAUGUUCUUUCUCAUGAGGACCCUGGCGGUGGGCGGGGGGCUGCUCCUGCUCAUGGCGGAGGUGCACACGCAGAGUCGCUCGAUGUUUGCGGGGGUCCCCAGCGUGGCGGAGGGGGGGCCCCGGCAGUACAUGCAGCUGGGGGGCCGCGUGCUGCUGGUGCUCAUGUUUCUGACCCUGCUGCACUUCACAGUCACCAGCGCCUUCUCUGUGGUUCAGGACGCGGUGGGUACUGCGCUCAUGGUGCUGGUUGCAGUGGGGUUGAAGACCAGGCUGGCUGCUCUCACGCUGGUGCUGUGGCUCUGCGUGGUCAAUCUGCUGGAGAAUCCCUUCUGGAUGGUCGACGAGCUCGACUUCCUGCAGGACUUCAUGAGAUUCAACUUCUUCCAGACCCUGUCCGUCAUCGGGGGGCUGCUGCUGCUCAUCACACUGGGGCCGGGGGGGGUCUCGCUCGACCAGCACAAGAAGAGGUGGUAACUGAGGGUAGAUAAUACACAGAGAGAGAGAGAGACUGAUACAUAAUACACACAGAGAGACACACACCCAAUACACAGACUUACAGGCACAAUGAAAUGGGAACAGUGUCUAUGACAAACACACACACAGAUAGACACGCACACAGAUAGACACGCACACAGAUAGACACACACACAGAUAGACACACACAGAUAGACACACACAGAUAGACACACACACAGAUAGACACACAUACAGAUAGACACACACACAGAUAGACAGGGCUGGGAGAGGCUCUCCCUGUCUGUCAGUGCAGCCGGGCUGGGAGAGGCUCUCCCUGUCUGUCAGUGCAGCCGGGCUGGGAGAGGCUCUCUGUCAGUGCAGCCGGGCUGGGAGAGGCUCUCUGUCAGUGCAGCCGGGCUGGGAGAGGCUCUCCCUGUCUGUCAGUGCAGCCGGGCUGGGAGAGGCUCUCUGUCAGUGCAGCCGGGCUGGGAGAGGCUCUCCCUGUCUGUCAGUGCAGCCGGGCUGGGAGAGGCUCUCUGUCAGUGCAGCCGGGCUGGGAGAGGCUCUCCCUGUCUGUCUCUCAGGGGCUCUUGUUACCUUUGACUGUGGGGAUCGUUUCAUACUGAACACAGAGCCAGGGCUGGGGACUGUGGCACUGCAUUUGAUUUCUGAUUUCAUUUAAACAAGGAUUUCAGGGGUCUGUCUUUAUAAUUAAAGGGGGCAGUGAAAACCAGUGGCUGGGUUACAGAUGAAUUUCCGAUUUAUUUUUAGAUUAGUUUUAAGAGUUUAAUGAAAGACAGCAUUGAUCUGAUGGGUGCUGCUGUUCAUCUGCUGAACUUGUGUAACAGAAUGCCUUGAGAGAUUGUAGAGUGCUCUUGUUUCAGGAAAGUAAUCUGGUGGGGUGAGGAGGGUUAGGGUUUAUUUCAGGGGUG